UGGGGGCUCCCUGUUCUCUGUGUGUGUGUGUGUGUCCCCCCUCCCAGCAGAUGCCGAGAGCAUCUCCUGCAUCGUGCGGAUCGGGGGUGCCCUGCUCCGGGGGUUUGUCCUCUGCCUGCUGGAGCGGGAGGAGAGGGUGCCCCGGCCGGUGGCCCCCGAGGAACUGGGGGGCGAGGUGGGGGAAGAGACUGCCGUGGCUUCGCUGCGUGCGACCACCCUCCGUGUCUGGGACCGCUUGAGCCAGGACCGCGAGAUGGACAGCCUGGUGGGGGCCCUGGCUGGCCGCCCCACCCUGCUCGCCCUGGCUGAAAUCUCCGAGCAGCUCUUCCAGGACAGCAUCAACUGGGGACGGAUCAUUGUCUUCUUCUACUUCACCUACCGGGUGGUCUGGCAGGCGCUGUGGGGUGACCACCCCCUCCGGACCAUCCUUGAUUGGGCCAUAUCCUUCCUGCAGCAGCGCCUCUCCGCCUGGAUCCGGGACCAAGGGGGCUGGGCUUCCAUCUUCAGCUACAGCCCCCCCUAGCCAAGCCUGGACCCCUGUGCUGUGGGGAGCCCUGAGAAGUAAAGGCUGAAGGGAGGAGCUGGUCCCUCUGGGGUGGGGGCUACUGCCACCCCCCCCCCCCAAGCCCUCCAGACCUCCCCCCAUUUCUGGAGCAGCGGAAACCCCGAGUCAGCACCUCUGUGGGGACGAGUUCCUUAUUUACGGCCCCUGGAGCUGAAUCAGCUCUUUUGCCCCCUCACCCCCCCCCACCUCAUAACCGCCGUUCAUUAAACUCUAAUUCAUGAACAA
This is a messenger RNA of Tyto alba (common barn owl), 790 nucleotides long. RefSeq names its product apoptosis regulator BAX-like. Gene Ontology annotation, biological process: release of cytochrome c from mitochondria; extrinsic apoptotic signaling pathway in absence of ligand; mitochondrial fusion. Gene Ontology annotation, molecular function: protein heterodimerization activity; channel activity; protein homodimerization activity. The record is from RefSeq and is a predicted model, not a curated record. Lineage: Eukaryota; Metazoa; Chordata; Aves; Strigiformes; Tytonidae. Bases 254 to 523 code for a protein of 89 amino acids. The transcript is spliced from 5 exons. Gene Ontology annotation, cellular component: mitochondrial outer membrane.